Molecule: messenger RNA, 1383 nt
Organism: Striga hermonthica
Lineage: Eukaryota; Viridiplantae; Streptophyta; Magnoliopsida; Lamiales; Orobanchaceae
Source: the annotation of a GenBank genome assembly
AUGCUUACCGUUCGCAAAACGCCGACCACUACCACCGUAGCCAGCUUCCUCUCGUUCGCAAAAACCCUAACCACCAGCAGAAAAAAUCUCACUCCGGCCACUAAUAGCAGCCGAACGGUACCCAACGAUGACUACUUUGCCACGAUCCACCACAUAUCCAACAUCGUCCGGCGGGACAUCUACAUGGAGCGAACCCUCAACAAGAUGCGCAUCUCACCCAUAGUCAACUCGGAGCUCGUCUAUCGGGUCCUCCGGAGCUGCUCCGGCUGCGGGAUCGAGUGCUUUCGUUUCUUCAACUGGGCUCGGACGAACCACCCGAGCUACGACCCGACCACGCUCGAAUUCGAGGAGCUCCUCCGAAUCCUGGCCCGAACCCGACACUGGGAGACAAUGUGGAAAGUGGCACACACUAUGAAAACCCAGAAUUUCCCUAUAUCUCCAUCAGUAGUCUCGUUCGUUAUCGAACAAUAUGGCAAAUAUGGUCUUAUAACUCAGGCAGUCGACUUAUUCAAUGGGCUGAAAAACUUCGACUGCCCUCAGACGAUCGAGGUGUACAAUUCCUUGCUUUUCGCUCUUUGCGAGGUGAAGAAUUUUCAGGGCGCGUAUGCCUUGGUACGUAGGAUGAUCCGAAAAGGCUGUGUUCCGGAUAAGAGGACUUAUUCCAUACUUGUCAAUGCAUGGUGCUCGGCCGGGAAAAUGAGGGAGGCUCAAGAGUUUUUGGAGGAGAUGAGCAAAAAAGGGUAUAAUCCGCCCGUUCGUGGCCGUGACUUGCUGAUCGAUGGCUUGCUGAGUGCAGGCUAUCUCGAGUCGGCUAAAGGGCUGGUGAGGAGAAUGAGCAAGGAAGGGUUUGUGCCGGAUGUGGGCACAUUCAAUUGCUUGAUAAAAGCCCUGUUUGAAUCUGGGGAAAUUGAGUUCUGCAUGGAUCUUUUCCGUGAUGUAUGUGGAUUGGGGUUUUGUCCAGACAUAGAAACGUAUAAGACUAUGAUAACCAUGUGCUCGAAAAUUGGUAGAGUUGAUGAGGCUUUUAGGAUACUCCACAAGUCAGUUGAGGAUGGUCACAGGCCUUUUCCGAGCUUGUAUGCUCCGGUUUUGAAAGCCCUUUGCAAGAGGGGGCAAUUUGACGAUGCUUUUAGUUUUUUCUCGGAUAUGAAAGUGAAGGGGCAUCCUCCAAACCGGCCUGUGUACACCAUGCUGAUAAGGAUGUGCGGGCGUGGAGGCAGAUUUGUGGAGGCCGCGAAUUAUUUGGUGGAGAUGACCGAGUUUGGCCUGGUGCCUAUGUCUCAGAGCUUUGAUAUGGUCACGGACGGGUUGAAACACUGUGGGAAGCAUGAUUUGGCUAAAAGGAUAGAGCAGUUGGAGAUAUCUGCUCGGGGUAUUACUUGA